AUGGAGAGCGGCGGCGAUGGUGAGGGCACCUUCUUUGGUGUCCCGGGGUGGCAAGGUCUUUCGCUGUGCGCGAUAAUGGGUUGGAUCCUGCUGUCGUCGGCGUUGGGGCUGACUCAGAAGAUCAGAUCGCUGGUUCAGCCCUGGGUCUCCCGCCGCGUCGCCUCCGAGACCCCUCUGGUCCUCUUCAUCCAGGUAAUCACCAUUUUCGUUCCCGGUUCCUCUCCCCCUCCCUUCCGCCUCAUUCCCCCUUUUUUAUUUUCGAUUUAUUUAACAUUAUUUUCUCUCGAUAUGAUGAAUAUGAUGAUAAUCGCGUUGUUGAUGUUGCCGUUCGACGCAGAGUGCGGAUCAUGUGCUCCUCGAUACGUUCUUCUCCGUGCUCUCCUGCAUCGUCUCCGUUCCUUUCUACACGGGAUUCCUACCCUUGCUCUUCUGGGUAGGGCAAUUUUCCUGCCUUGUGAUUCUUUACGUUGCUUCUCCUUCUCCUCCUCCCUUUCUCUCACUGUUGACGAGUAUCACCAGGCUGUAUGUCAUGGAGAGUGGGGUUGAAAUCGUUGAUGAGGCCUCUGGGUUUUUUUCCGGCAUGAUUUAUGCGAGAUUUUGAUCCUCCUCCUCCCUCCAGAGUGAACACGGGAAGCUGGCCAGACAGAUGACGCUUUUGAUGGCUUUCUGUGAUUAUGUCGGGAAUGCCAUGAAGGUAAUUCCUGGUUCAUCUUCCUUCUGCAUCUUCGUUGAGUGAAAGCUAUCCUGCAUCAAGUUCACCAUAUUUUUACUAGUGAUUUUGCCAUGCUUGAAGGACUUGGUAUCAGCCCCCAGACCCAGCUCUCCACCUGUUAGAAGAAUAACAGCAACCAAAGAUGAGAAAGAGAAUGCGAUGGAAUACGGUCUGCCUUCCUCCCACGCUCUCAACACCGUGUGCCUCUCUGGGUACGAUCCACAUCCCCUCUGAAAAUAUUUAUUAAUUGUGCAUUAUGGGAUAUUUAUAAUGUUAACUAUGUGCAGAAGAAUAUUUCAGCCGAAAUAAUUUUAUUUAUAAUGUUUUGCUUGUUUCCUCAUUGCAGAUUUUUGCUGCAUUAUAUGAUAGCGAAUGGCCUCCAGAAGGAUGCUUCCAACGUUAUUUAUAUUGGGAUUUCUCUCGUCUUCCUGCUGGUUGCGCUCAUCGGCCUUGGUAAGGUUAAUAUUUUCAUGUGAUGGAUCCAUCAAUCUUCGGUAAGACUUAUUUAUUUUAUUUUUCAGGGAGGAUAUAUCUCGGCAUGCACAGCUUCAUUGAUGUCGUGGGUGGGAUAGGCUUGGGAAUUACCAUCCUAUCCUUUUGGAUCAAUGUGUAUGGAUAUGUGGACGACUUUAUCAUCUCUGGACAGAACGGUAUUAUGCCAGCUCCCACCCACCCUCUGAAAGUCCUCCAUUUCAUCUUCCGUUGACCCCCCUCUGAGGAUGAUCGAGCUUCUAACGUUGUGUUGCAGUAACUUCUUUCUGGGCUGGGCUAUCAUUACUACUGUUAUUUGCUUACCCAACGUCAGAGCUCCCGACGCCGAGCUUCGAGUACCACACAGCCUUCACCGGGGUUGCUUUCGGGAUAGUAAGCGCAAUCUAUCAUCCUUGUUCAUCUUUUUCACAUGUGAUCGAUGCUGCAGCAGCGAUUUGUGUGUGAUGGGGUUUUUUAGUAGAUUUAAAAUGCCUGAUGUUAAGAUGAAGAUAGUUUCUCCCAGCUGCAUAAUCAGUGAUGUUCUUGAGUCUUGAAUCUUGCCCGGGCUGGCAGAAUCAAGACAGUGGAAGAUAUUUUGACCAGGAUAUAUUUUCUUGAAACAAUGAUUAUGACCCAUUCUAGGAAACGAAUCAUUAGAAGAUUUGACAUCUCCUUUCUAUGAACAGAUUAUGUACCAAGUGAUAAUGGAAAAAGGUGUGAGAGUUUUCUGACUGGUGUUCUAUACUAGCUUUAUGAUUCUCGUUGGAAGGUUGCUGCUGGGCCUCCCCAUCAUCCAAUGUUGUGAAGCUCUGGGCAUCCCAACAGAUGAUGAUUUCUCUGCUCAUGAUUUCUGACACAAGCCCUGAUGAUUCCUACAUAUUUAUAUGUAUAUAUAUAUUAUUUUUCUGUCUCCUGAUUAUCCUUAAAUUCCUCAUCAGACCCAGGCAAAUGGCAUUUCAUGAUCGAAAAGAACAGAGUGCAUUAACCCACCCGUUGCCAGCUUCUUUUGAACGAUGAACGGACUCAGCUAUUGCUUCUGUUUUCAGACGAUUGCCCUCUUCUGUCAUUCAGGUCUCCGGCGUCCAGCAAAGCUCCCUUCACCUCAGCUAUGGGGGCGCUCCUCGCAUGCUUCCCUCGGAGCUAACCCCUUCCAUUCUCCUCGGGAGGUUGCUGCUGGGCCUCCCUAUCAUCCUCGUUGUGAAGUUCUGCAGCAAGGCGCUGGCCAAAUGGUCACUGCCCAUCUUGUGCAACGCUCUGGGCAUCCCGAUAAGAUCGUCGUGCUACGUUCCCGGGUUGAAGGCUCCGGGGAGCAACGAGAAGCCUGAAAGCAGGCAACUGAGCUCGCUCCAUAAGAUCUCAGCUCUCUCACCGCAGGAGCCUUUCGAUGUAGACACCGGCAUCAGGUUUCUCCAGUAUGCCGGCCUUGCAUGGUCAGUCGUCGACUUGGUCCCAUCCCUGUUUGCUCACCUGAGACUGUAG
Molecule: messenger RNA, 2662 nt
Organism: Spirodela intermedia
Lineage: Eukaryota; Viridiplantae; Streptophyta; Magnoliopsida; Alismatales; Araceae
Source: the annotation of a GenBank genome assembly